AUGAAGUAAAUACUUGUAAAUAAAGCAUUGUGUGCAAUAUGAAGUGUCCAUCGGUGAAGGAGUGGAUCUCCUUUCUUGAAAUUAUAAUUGCGGUGCUCUGUCUGCUUGCCAUUUCCCUGCUGUCGUGUGUGAUAAACUUCCCGGACGAUAUGAAUAUGUUCUUGUAUCAGUGCUCCUUGGCUACAACAAUGGUGCUCUGCUUGAUCUUUGGCUUCAGUACUUGGUUCUACAGUUCUAACUAUCCGAAAACACGUUUUCAUGUGCGCAUAUUUAUUGUUAUUGUACUAUGGACGAUGUUUGUUUUUGGACUUGUCACCGCGAUCCUAUUUGAUAUGCAAUACUUCGGAAAAUAUAUAUACGGUCAUUUCGAGCGCGAUAUUUUCGAUAAAACGGAUUAUCUGAUCUUGUAUAUUGCUAUGCUGCUUGGCAUCAUUGCACUGGUUUUACUCUUUGUCGUCAAUAUAAUAUUAACUGUAGGCGUUUGUCGAAGAGCUAGAAAGAAUCGUAAAUAAAAUUAGUGCUACCUAUAUGUUGA
This is a messenger RNA of Bactrocera oleae (olive fruit fly), 535 nucleotides long. RefSeq lists its product as uncharacterized. NCBI's taxonomy places the organism in Eukaryota, Metazoa, Arthropoda, Insecta, Diptera, Tephritidae. The record is from RefSeq and is a predicted model, not a curated record.